UGCGGUUUGUUUCACUUUCACUCUCCCGGACUGUGAGCGGUUUGUUUCAGCGCAGAGUCACUCAGUUCCUGGAGAACAUGUCCCUCCUGGUUCUCCUCCUGUGUUUGUUCUUCGUGUCAUCGUCUUGGACUGCGGUGACACAAACCAGAAAAGAAAGCGAGUCCUCUUUUCCAAAAUCGACCAGUGGAGAGACGUUCCCCUGGAACAAGAUGAGGCUUCCUCAGACCGUCUCUCCGUUCCAUUACACUCUCCUCAUCCACCCCAACCUCACCAGCCUCGACUUCACAGGGAACGUGAAGAUCCGAGUGGACGUCCUCCAGGACACGCACACCGUCGUCCUCCACAGCAAGGAGCUCAACAUCUCCAGGGCUGGUCUCCGGGACUUGGCUGAAGGUCAGAGCCAGGCUCUCAGGGUUCUGGAGUAUCCGGCCUACCAGCAGAUCGCGCUCGUCAGCGAACACAUGGUGCUGAGGAAGGGAGCUGUGUACGUCAUCGAGCUGGAGUUUGCAGCCAAACUGUCUGAGAGCUUCCACGGGUUUUAUAAAAGCACGUACCGCACCAGCGAUGGAGAGGAACGGGUGUUGGCCUCCACUCAGUUUGAGCCGACGAGCGCGCGAGCAGCGUUCCCUUGUUUCGAUGAACCUGCAUUCAAAGCCAACUUCUCUAUUCACAUUCGCCGAGAGAGCAGACACAUCGCCAUCUCCAACAUGCCCAAGCUGAGGACGCUGGCUCUCCCAGGAGGUCUGUUUGAGGAUCAGUUUGACGCGACUGUGAAGAUGAGCACGUACCUGGUGGCCUUCAUCGUGUGCGACUUCCUGUCCAUCAGCAAACACACUCAGCAUGGAGUCGAGAUCUCGGUCUACGCUGUCCCCGAGAAGAUAAACCAGGCCGAGUUUGCUCUGGACGCUGCAGUGAGGCUGUUGGACUUCUACGAUGAUUACUUCGACAUUCCCUAUCCUCUACCUAAACAAGAUCUGGCUGCCAUCCCGGACUUCCAGUCAGGCGCGAUGGAGAACUGGGGUUUGACCACCUACAGGGAAACAGCUCUGUUCUUCGACCCCCACAAGUCCUCAGCCUCCGACAAGCUGGGCAUCACCAUGAUCAUCGCACACGAGCUCGCACAUCAGUGGUUCGGUAAUCUGGUGACGAUGCAGUGGUGGAACGAUCUCUGGCUGAACGAGGGCUUCGCUAAGUUCAUGGAGUUCGUGUCUGUGAACAUCACCAACCCCGAGCUGCAAGUGGAGGACUAUUUCCUUGAGAAGUGUUUCGAGGCGAUGGAGGUGGACAGUUUAAGCUCCUCUCACCCCGUGUCCACCCCCGUAGAGAACCCGGCUCAGAUCCGGGAGAUGUUCGAUGACGUGUCUUACGACAAGGGUGCGUGCAUCCUGCACAUGCUGAGGGAGUUCCUGAGCCCUGAAGACUUUAAGAUGGGGAUCGUUGCCUACCUGAAACGCUACAGCUACCAGAACACCGUCAACACACACCUGUGGGAGAGUCUGACCGCUAAGCAGCACUCUGAAGACGAGGUGGACGUCAGGGCGAUGAUGGACACGUGGACCCUGCAGGAAGGCUUCCCGCUCAUCACGGUGGAGGUCAGAGGUCGUGAAGUGCGCCUGAGUCAGGAGCGAUACCUGAAGGGCGACGACUCGUCCCAAACCUCUGGAUUUGUGUGGCACGUUCCGCUGACGUACAUCACCAGCAGCUCGAGCACAGUGCAUCGCUUCCUGCUGAAGACCAAGACAGAUGUGCUGUACCUGCCUGAGGAAGUGGACUGGAUCAAGUUUAACGUGGACAUGAGCGGAUAUUACAUCGUCCAUUAUGAGGGCUCGGGCUGGGACGACCUCAUCACUCUGCUCAAUCACAACCACACGGCUCUGAGCAGCAACGACCGGGCCAGUCUCAUCAACAACGCCUUCCAGUUGGUCAGUGUGGGGAAGCUGCCGCUGGACAAAGCCCUGGACCUGUCGCUGUAUCUGAGCCGGGAGACUGAGAUCAUGCCCGUGACGCAGGGCUUCAGUGAGCUCGUGCCACUUUACAAGCUGAUGGAGAAGAGGGACACGUUGGAGGCACUGGAGCACCAGAUGAAGAGCUACAUCGUGCAGCUGUUCCGCAAGCUCAUUGAUCAGCAGGUGUGGAGUGAUGAUGGGUCGGUGUCUCAGAGAAUGCUGCGCAGUUAUCUGCUCCUGUUCGCAUGUGUGAGGGGUCACCCGCCCUGCAUCUCCACCGCCAACGAGCUCUUCAACAAGUGGAAGGAGUCUGAUGGCAAAAUGAGUCUUCCUAACGAUGUGAGCCUGGCGGUGUUUGCGGUCGGGGCUCGCACUGAGGAAGGAUGGAACUUCCUGUUUGAGAAGUAUCGUGAAACGAUCUACACGUCUCUGAAGAGCCGGAUCAAGUCGGCCCUGUCCAUCACUCCCCUCGCUCACAAACUGAAAUCGAUGAUGGAGCAGAGUUUGGAGGGUUCGGUGAUGAAGACUCAGGACUUGCCAUAUGUCGUGGUGUCCAUCAGUAGGAACCCGAAAGGUUAUAAACACGCCUGGGACUUCCUGAGGGCAAACUGGCACUCGCUGUUGAAGAAGUUCGACCUCGGUUCCCCCUCCAUGGCGCACAUGGUGACGGGCGUGACCAGUCAGUACUCCACCAGAGAGAAGCUGGAGGAGAUUCGCAGCUUCUUCGGCUCUCUGAGUGCUGAGACGGGCUCCGAGCUGAGGUGCAUCCAGCAGGCGCUGGAGAACGUAGAGGAGAACAUCCGCUGGAUGAACAAGAACCUGCCACUGCUGCAGGCCUGGCUGGAUAAGAACCAUCCGGAACCCCUGAAGCGCUACGACCUGCACACGGACCUGUGAAGAUCUAGAAUCAGCCAGGACCUGAACCCCUGCAAAAAAAAAAAAAAAGUGAGGGGUGUGUGUGAGAUUCACAGGACACGCACUGAAGUAAAAUCUUUUUGGAGAAGAUUCAUAUGGACACUUGAAACAUGUUUAAAUAUUUGGUGUGAUUUUUUAAAGGGUUUUUGUUCUAUUGAUUUUGUCGCAGCGCUUAUUUCCAAGUUCUCUCAUGGACUUUGUAAACUGACUAUGAAUUUAAGAAGCUGCUAAAAUAAUCAAUCAAUCAACGGCUUUAAAGAGGACAUGCCAUGGAAAACUGUUUUUUGAAGUUUGUCAAAUAGUACUGGGCCGGCGUUCCCAAAAGCAUCACCGCACAAAGAAAGGGCUUUUGGGAACCCCACCCCUCGCAAUCUGAAUCAAGACAAUGGAGCCGUCUUCCCUAGUUAUUCAGCGCGAGUGUGCUGUUCCAAGAUGCACAAAAGAAAAACCGAGUCUACAGAUUCUUCCAAAUGUCCGGUGAACAGUCUCUUGGUUAUGGCACUGGUUCGGUGUUUGGCUCCUUUAUUUUCCUCUUCAGAAGUCAUUACUUACCUCUGAGUUUAACUACAACUCCACACGUCUUGGCGGUGAGGCUGACCGAGUCCUUGUUUAAAGAUGUUCGCUAACCAGAGCGAAGUUGAUUACAUAUUUCAAAGCACAGCUGCAAAAUCAGCCUGUUUUUACACACACCUCGGUGAAUAAUAUCAAAUAACUGAAAGUGUAUGGCGUGUCCCCUUUAAAGGCAACAACAUUAUUUUAGCACCCGUUUCUGAAUAAGUAGGGAGAAAAACCUCCAUCUGAAAGAGGUGCUGCAAACUAAAUGAUAACUGGACUGUGAUGAAACAUUACUGCUGGUGUUGGUGACAAUCACUUUUAUAUAAAUGGCUCAAAACGCCAUCUACUGGUCAAAAAUCAAUAGUACAAUACAAAAUAAGAGGGUUUUUUUUUUUGAGUACAUCAAAUGUACUAUUCCUAAUUUCAACUAUUUUUGUGCAGAUCUCAGUGAAAUAUUUAUGAAUUAGAUAUAAAUUUUGAAAUAAAACUCACCUUUUAAACUCGA
Molecule: messenger RNA, 3921 nt
Organism: Neoarius graeffei (lesser salmon catfish)
Lineage: Eukaryota; Metazoa; Chordata; Actinopteri; Siluriformes; Ariidae
Product: endoplasmic reticulum aminopeptidase 1-like
Exons: 18
Coding region: 78-2843 (921 amino acids)
Biological process (GO): proteolysis; peptide catabolic process
Cellular component (GO): cytoplasm
Molecular function (GO): metalloaminopeptidase activity; peptide binding; zinc ion binding
Source: RefSeq, a predicted model, not a curated record